Messenger RNA from Heterocephalus glaber (naked mole-rat), 2970 nucleotides. Lineage: Eukaryota; Metazoa; Chordata; Mammalia; Rodentia; Bathyergidae. The record is from RefSeq and is a predicted model, not a curated record.
GUGCCUGUGACAUGCAAGGCAGCUGAGAAUACAGCAAUGGGAAAAUAAUCUGCCCUUGUAAAACUUACCUUCUAGUUGGUGGGAUAGAAGUAAGACAAUGUAUUUAGAACAAAUACGUGUUUAGAAAAGUGUUAGGAAGUUUAGGAAAGUGUUUAGAGUGCAAAAGAUUGAAAAGGAGGAUAGGCAGGGUGCCAGUGCUAGUGUGGCCUGGCCAAGGGCUGCUGAGAUACCUGGCUAUUUUGAGAAGACCUAGAAGAGGUAAAGGAGAGAGCCACACACCACUGAGAGCAGGUGCAAAGCCCUGAGGCAAAUGAGUGACUGAGGCAAAUCAGUUAGGACAGGGACCAUCAGAAUGGAGCCAGGUCCAGGCUGUGGGUUGUGGCUCUAUAUAAACUUGGUGGAACAGCCAGACUCCUUCACUUUAGUAUUACGUAUGGCUGCUUUUGCAGUACAACAGCAAUCACUGCAACAAAGACUAUGUCCAAAAAUGCCAAAUGAAAAUAAUGACUGGCACAUCACAGAGUUUGCUGACUGAGUUAAAGAGUUGGCAAGAAAACCAGUGUGGCAGGUGGGAGGAGCCAGAGAAGGUCAAGAUAGAAGAAGUGAGGGGGUGUGGGAGGGUGAGCAGCUCCCUUCAGGCCUCCUGGGCCAUUGCAAGGACUUUGGACACGCUGGGGUGAGGUUAGAAAGCCCAGGAUUUUCAGCAGAGAACUGACACCACCUGACAGAUUGCUGCUGUAGUGACUGUGCCAGGCUCUUCUUACUUUGGAUGCGAAGAUUGACACUUAGGACAAUCUUAGAGAAAUUAAUUUUUGGACAUACAUUCAUACACAUGCCUGUCCUUCAUUAGGGUCAUGGACUAGGCAGACAUUACAGAGUGUCACUAAUGAGAACAUUAAGGCUUGUAAUGCAUAGCUCCCCCAAGGAUGUCCAGGCAGGAGUGGCCAACUGUCCUGCAGCUUCCUUCCUGGGGUGUGCUGCGGACACACCUUGAGCCCUAGCAUGAGUCUCUGAGGCUGCUUGGAAACUUGUCUCUCAUGUCAUCUCUAGCUGGACACAUUAGUGUUGAAGCCUGCCACACAGGAUGUCUGAAUCCGAUCUUCCACAGCACCUUGGCGUGCCUAGUGCUCUUCAUAAAAGGCAGUCACUACAAUGAUGUGCUUUCUUUGUAGUGAAAUUAAUUGAAGCACCUGGUACAAUGUUCAAAUAUUUAUCACUGCCGAGAAGCAGGGGAGAAAGUAUGGCCAGUAUACAAGAGUUUAGGCUUAGACCUCUAAGGGAGGGAACAGGAACUUCUGAGACCUAAUUGUGCUUGAAUUUCUAAAACUGCUGGCCACCCUGGAACAACAGACUAGUAGGGCUGGGGAUUUAGCUCAGUGGUUCUGGUGCCUGUUUCGAAAGUGCAAGGUCCCGAGUUCGAUCCCCAGUACCAAAAAAAUACCCAGACUAGUAGAGCCAUGGGGGCGGGGAGUAGGAUCCAACCCUCCCUGGGCUGCCUGAAGGAAUGGACCAGCCCCAGUGACAUCACAGUCCUAGGUGGUUGCAAAGGCACUGUUGGGAGAAACCACUCAUUUUUCCCCUGGAGCUCCAGGAUGUGGCUGUGAGGAGGUGGGAAAGGGAAGCAGAUGGCGACGAAGAAUAGCCCGAGCCCCACGCCCAUGGGCACAGCUCAGGGGGACCCUGGAGUGGUAGGGACACUUCCAGGGCCUGAUGCUGACAUCAGGAACACAGCUUCGACCACUGAGCAGAUGAAGCCCGGGAAGGUGCGCAAGCUCAAGGCGCUCAUCAUUGACCUGGGCUCCCAGUACUGUAAGUGUGGCUAUGCGGGAGAGCAGCGGCCCACCUACUUCAUCUCCUCCACGGUGGGCAAGCGCAGUCAUGAAGCCAUGGUGGAUGCUGGCGACACGGGCGACACCCGCAAGGAAACCUAUGUGGGCCACGAGCUGCUCAACAUAGAGGCCCCUCUGAAACUGGUCAACCCUCUAAAGCACGGCAUCGUGGUGGACUGGGACUGCGUCCAGAACAUCUGGGAGUACAUCUUCCACACGGCCAUGAAGAUCUGCCCCGAGGAGCAUGCCAUGCUGGUAUCAGACCCGCCGCUCAGCCCCAGCAGCAACCGGGAGAAGUACGCGGAGCUCCUGUUCGAGACCUUCGGUAUCCCCGCCAUGCACGUGGCAUCCCAGGCGCAGCUCUCCAUCUACUCGUACGGCAGAACCACGGGGCUGGUGGUGGAGAGCGGGCACAGGGUCUCGCACGUGGUGCCCAUCUGCCAGGGCGACAUGCUCCCGGGCAUGACCAGCCGCGCUGACUACGCCGGUAGCGACCUCACCAACUAUCUGAUGCAGCUGCUUAACGAGGCCGGCCACAAGUUCACGGAUGACCACCUGCACAUCAUAGAGCACAUUAAGAAGAAGUGCUGCUACGCGGCCCUCCUCCCGGAAGAGGAGCAGCUGGACCUGGAGGGGCUGCGCUUGGACUACGAACUCCCCGACGGCAAGGUCAUCACCAUCAGCCAGGAGCGCUUCCACUGCUCUGAGAUGCUCUUCAAGCCGGCCCUGGCAGGCUGCAGCCAGCCCAGCCUCCCUGCGCUAACUGCCGCCUGCCUGGAUAGCUGCCAGGAAGCGGGCUUCAGGGAAGAGAUGGCCACCAACGUGCUGCUGUGCGGUGGCUGCACCAUGCUGGACGGCUUCCCCGAACGCUUCCAGAGGGAGCUGAGCCUCCUCUGCCCCGAGGACAGCCCCAUAGUGACCGCUGGUCCCGAAAGGAAGACCUCUGUGUGGACCGGCGGCUCCAUUCUGGCCUCAUUGGAGGCCUUCCAGCAGCUCUGGGUCAGCAAGGAAGAGUUCGAGGAGCGGGGCGGUGCAGCCAUCUACACCAAAUGCUGAGGGGGCGGGCCCCCAACAGGCAGGCCCCGCUAUACAUUUGCAGUAUUUCACAUAAAAUGUUAUUGUGCAGUGGCUUUUGUCUGGU